Messenger RNA from Mercenaria mercenaria, 5064 nucleotides. RefSeq lists its product as uncharacterized. NCBI's taxonomy places the organism in Eukaryota, Metazoa, Mollusca, Bivalvia, Venerida, Veneridae. Bases 1 to 5064 code for a protein of 1687 amino acids. Gene Ontology annotation, biological process: DNA integration. The record is from RefSeq and is a predicted model, not a curated record. The transcript has a single exon. Gene Ontology annotation, molecular function: nucleic acid binding.
AUGACUGCUGAAGUGACGGAAAUCGAAGAGGAAAUCGUGAGCGCUCAGGAAUUUUGUUUGGACACUGAAGUAAAAUUACAGAAUUUAAAGGAAUUCAGCAAUAAUUUGAAAUGCAGAAUAGACGGUGAAGAGACGCAACAGGACGAAAACACGAAUAAUGCAGCGAACGCGCUAGGAGAGGACAGUCGAUCACGCAUGACAGCUGUUUCUACGGAAUCUACGGAAGCGCAGAGUGGACAAAGACAAUCAGGUACUUCUUUUGCAAAUUCUUUACAAUACCAGAGACUUCCAAAACUAACACUUCCGGUAUUUAGUGGUAAUGUUAUUGAGUGGCAGAGUUUUUGGGACGCUUAUGAAUCUACAGUUCAUCUAAAUCCUAACCUCAGUGAAGUGCAAAAAUUUAAUUACCUCAAGAAUCAGCUAGAGGGCAGUGCAGCUCAAACUAUACAUGGAUUUGCUCUGACAAACGCGAAUUACAUCCAAGCAAUCAAUCUACUGAAAGAAAGGUACGGACAAAAACACAAGAUUGUUCAUACAUACAUGCAGACGUUAUUGAAUAUCCCAGCUCCAAGUUAUACAUUGCACGGCUUGAGAAAUUAUAUAGACAAAUUAGAAUCUUACAUUCGCGGUUUGGAGUCGUUAGGCGAGUGUCAAAGUAACUAUGGGACUUUGUUAGUGCCAGUGAUAAUUGACAAGUUACCAUCAGAAAUUAGAAAGAAUUUAGCGAGAGAACAUGGAAGUGACAAUUGGCAGCUAGACGAAUUACGAAAGGCGUUAUAUCGCGAACUGAAUAUCAUGGAAGCCGGAAAACCUUCUGAGAUCGCAGACGACUAUCCAGCAACAGCCUCAUUUUUCACGAGCGCGCGACAAAGGUCGAAAAAUGGAAGAAGACAGAAAUCAACAAUUUUUCCGCGCAACCAAAAGCAGUGCAUUUAUUGUAGUGAAAAUCACCAUGCCAACGACUGUGUAAAAGUCACAGAUGUAAACAGUCGCAGAGACAUUAUUAAGAAAAAACGUGUAUGUUUUAACUGUUUGAAAUUCCACCAGGUUUCUGAAUGCCGUUCGAACUUUAGAUGUUUGAAAUGUAAAGGCAAACACCACACUAGUAUUUGUAAAAAUGGACCAGAAGCAAGAAUAGACACCGGAAACGGAUGUCAGCCAAUGCCAAGUUUCGCAGCAAGUAGUACCGGAAGUCAGCAAACAGUCGCUUUAUUCAACUCCACAUUUAGCCCAAGACCGGAAGUUUUGUUAAAAACCGCAGUCGCCGAAGUUUACGCAGAAAAUCAGUACGCUCAAGCAAAUAUUUUAUUUGAUGAAGGGGCUCAGUGUUCAUUUAUAUCGGAGAAACUCGCAGAUCAGCUAAACAUCAAACCUUGUGACAACACUGUCGUCAAUCUGGCAGCGUUUGGAGAUUCAUCUCAGAAAGUACGACAUCUGAAGACGGCAACAAUAUAUUUACUUACCGACGACGGCGACAAGAUACCUCUAAAUGUUUUGAUCGUUCCGGUAAUUGCCGUUCCGCUACGUAACAUUCCGCAGUCCGUAACGUCGUUACCGUAUCUCAGACACCUGAAGUUAGCGCAUCCCGUUAUAGACGAUGACAAGUUCGAGAUUUCAUUACUAAUAGGAGCUGACCAUUUUUGGAAAAUAGUGGGAAAUAAGAUAAUUCGAGGAAAUGGUCCUACAGCCGUGAGUUCGAGGGUUGGAUAUUUACUCUCGGGUCCAGUUCCAGUUAGUAAUGUUAUGACUCAGUCCUGCUUCGCACUGAACGUGAUGACUACAGACAUAGAAAAAUUUUGGAAACUAGAAUCUAUUGGAAUCAGCCCCGAAGACGACAGAGAUGUAUGUAAACUAGAAACAUAUCAACAAAACAGUAUUAAGUUCAUUGAUGGAAAAUAUGAAGCAAAACUGCCCUGGAAAGAAGACCACGCCCCACUCCCUACAAACUUAGAAAUGACAAAGAAAAGGACAGAAUCCCUUGUAAGACGGCUCCGCCGAGAACCGAACAUCUUUCAGAAAUAUUCAGAGAUCAUACAAGAUCAAGAGAGGCGAGAUUUUAUUGAGAAAGUGGACGAGAAUGAACAACAACCCGAUCGAAUGCACUAUAUUCCACACCAUGCAGUGAAGAAGGAUUCAGCCACAACGCCUAUACGUAUAGUAUAUGACUGUAGUUGCCAAGAAACAUCACAGAAACCCAGUUUAAACGACUGUUUAGACUCUACCCCACCCACACUGAAUGACCUUUCACAUAUCAUGAUUCGAUUCCGACUUGACAAGUAUGCAGUGUCCACGGAUAUAGAAAAGGCUUUUCUCAAUGUAAGACUGGAUAAAGAAGAUAGAGAUAUGACCAGAUUCCUGUGGCUGAGUGACCCAGGUAACCCAGACAGUCCAUUCACGACAUACAGGUUCAAAUCCGUACUCUUCGGUGCCACGUGUUCACCAUUCAUCUUAAAUGCCACAUUACUCAAGCAUCUAGAAAACAACGCUUCUAGUUGGGUCAGCAGAUUUCUUAAACGGGACUUGUAUGUGGACAAUAUAAUAUCAAGUUUUUCAACAGAAGAAGAAGUUUUGAAGUUUUUCCGAGAAACAAGAGAUUUGAUGCUUAACGGAGGAUUUAACCUGAUGUCCUGGGCAUCAAAUAGUCAACAGCUAAGAUCAGCUGCUUCAGCAGAAGGUGUUCUUGACACCGGCGAGAUUACAAAGGUUCUAGGCAUGCUUUGGCUCACCGUCACAGACGAGAUAUCUUACCCGAAUAAGGAACUUCCUGUAAUACCGGAUAUGACAAAACGUGCUAUUCUACAAUACACAUCGAGAAUAUACGAUCCACUUGGUUUACUAAAUCCAGUCUUAGUACGUGCAAAGAUUCUUCUUCAAGAUCUGUGGAAAGAGAAAUAUCCAUGGGAUACAAUUCUACCACAGCCAAUUCAGAAGAAAUGGUUUCAACUUGCACGCGAUAUAAACAAUGUAACGGAAGUUAAAUUUUCACGCCUUAUCUUCAAAUCAUCUGAAGCAGACGACAACACUCUACAUGUAUUUGUUGACUCGAGUAUUCAAGCCUAUGGUACAGCAGCUUACCUGUGCAGAGGAAAUGAAUCCAGACUUAUCAUGGCGAAGUCACGUGUCGCGCCCUUAAAGAAACUUACCUUACCGAAGUUAGAGCUGAUGGCUGCUGUAAUAGGAGCCCGUUUAGCCAAACACCUACUAGAAGCCAUAGAUGUACAAAACGUCACAUUUUGGUCGGACAGUCAAAUUGUAUUGCACUGGCUAAACACUUCAAGACCUACAUCAAGAUUUGUUCAGAACCGAGUAAAUGAGAUUAGAGAGCUAGCACACAACCGGAAAUGGAAUUAUUGUCCUACACGAGAGAACCCGGCAGAUCUGUUAACACGAGGCGUAACGGCAACACAAUUCAAAGAAAACAGAUUAUGGUUUAGCGGUCCAAACUGGUUACCCAACACAAGUCAAUGGCCUCAAUGGAAGCUUUCCGAAACUAUCACCAUGGCAACCAUUAACGAUGAAACAGCUCAGCAGACGACAGAUUUAUCAACCAUUUCAGAAGAAGGUUUACACGAGAUCAUAGAUAUCGCCAGAUAUAGCAGCUACAGGAAGUUGGUUCGAGUCACGACGUACAUACUGAGAUUUAUCCACAACUGCCGUGUUAGUAAGGACAGCAGACGACACGAUCCAUUAUCCGUCAUAGAGCUACAAACUGCAGCAUCCAGAUGGCUACAGAACGUUCAGCAAUCUACAUUUCCAAGCGAAAUAGCCAACAUAAAGUCCAGUGAGAAGUCUCUAAAAAGACUACCCAUUGUGAGACAAUUGAAGUUAUUUAUUGACAAAGAAGGAUAUAUACGAUGUGGUGGAAGAAUACAGAACGCACCGUUAAACGAAGCCACUAAAUACCCAUACCUGCUACCUACCAAACACCCAUUAACACGGUUAAUUAUCCUAGACGUCCACCAACACCAACUGCAUUCUGGGGUAAAUACUACUAUAACAUACUUGCGCCAGAAGUAUUGGAUACCUUCGAUUCGCAGAUGUGUCAAGACAGAACUACGCAGAUGCAUUACCUGCAACAAAGUGAAUGGAAAAUCGUACAAAGCCCCAGAUCCCCCACCCCUACCGAAAUAUCGUCUUGAAGACAGUCCUCCAUUUACAGUAACUGGAGUAGAUUUUACAGGUGCAUUACACGUUAAAGAUCGUCAUGGAAACCAGGAGAAAGCUCAUAUAUGUCUUUUCACUUGCGCCUCUACACGAGCUUUACACCUAGAAGUUGUUCAGAAUUUAACAGAAAAAUCAUUUCUACAGGCGUUUAGAAGAUUUUGCAGUAGAAAGUCAUUACCACGUAUAAUGGUUUCUGAUAACGCAGCAACGUUCCAGUCUACAUCAAGAUAUAUACGUCAGCUGUUUGAAUCCCAGAGCGUACGAGAAACUCUAAGUCAGGAAGGUACACAGUGGUAUUUCAUCCCGACGAGAGCUCCCUGGUACGGCGGAUGGUGGGAGCGCUUAAUAGGAAUUACCAAAAAUACUCUAAAGAAAGUUCUAGGUCGCAGAUUUAUUACGUUAGAGGAACUCCAGACGACAACCACCGAGGUAGAAGCGAUACUCAAUGAUCGGCCAAUUACCUAUGUAUCAUCCGAUGUCUCGGACCCAGUACCUUUGACUCCAUCGCACCUGUUAUAUGGUCGGCAAGUGACGUACCUCCCAUCACAAAAUGUUCCAGUUGAAACGUUAUCAGAUUCAACGGCUGGCAGCCGUUCCAGUCUUACCAAAAGAGCCAGGGUACAGAAACAACUAAUUGAUCAUUUCCGGGAACGUUGGCGACAUGAAUACCUGACGGCCUUACGUGAAUACCACCGAGUGACGGGAAACAACCAACAGAAGAUCUCACCUGGUGACGUUGUUCAAAUCCAUGAAGAUACACCACGUGCGCGGUGGAGAUUAGGUGUUAUUCAGGAACUCGUUUACGGGAAAGAUGGACUUGUACGUGCCGCGAAAGUUAAAUCAAACAAUGGAACUUUAGUGAGACCGAUUGUUAAACUUUAUCCUUUAGAAACAAAGUGA